Messenger RNA from Mycena citricolor, 1495 nucleotides. The record is from the annotation of a GenBank genome assembly. NCBI's taxonomy places the organism in Eukaryota, Fungi, Basidiomycota, Agaricomycetes, Agaricales, Mycenaceae.
UGGACUGAUUCGGACGUGAUUGAUUUUGCUGGCCUCUCAAGCUGUCAGAGGACUGGCGCUGUUCUGUCUGGAACCAUGGCGGCCCUCCCAACCCCUCCACUCAUUCCUCCCCCUGGCGUUCCACUGAACGUGCUCCCGUCGCGCCAGAACUCUCAAAAUUCUUUUGCUCCCGUGGGAAUAGCUGCAGGCGCGGAAGACGUCAAAUAUCAAGCCAAGUACAAGGACCUCAAAAGAAAAUUGAAGGAGAUUGAAGCGGACAAUGACAGGCUUCAUUAUCGAGUGCUUCAAGCCAAACGUAGCAUCCAGAGAAUGAAGAUCGAACGCGCGGUCCUCUAUGAACGAUUACAGCUUGUCCCGACGUCGCCAGAGCCACAAGAAAGACACACCCACUCGUCCGUCCACCCAAGUCCCGGAAUGCAAGGACCGCAACAUCAUGCUAUGGCUCCUAAUCAUAUGUCUGCGCGAGAUCUAGAGGAGUACAAUCGGGGCUCACACCCUCGGUCUGGGCCCGUAGAAUCGCCGCGAGGUCCCGGUAGUCAUCCCCGACGCGGUUCAGGAGGAAUACCAGGACAGCCACAACUACAAUUCAUGCCUCAGCAGUUUGCACCCGCUCCACAUGAGCCACAUCGAAAUCACGCGCCUCCACCCGUCGCCCAUUCCAGCCCGGCACUGCAUGCGCACGAACGCACACGAUCACCUUCUCGUGGACGAGGGCACUCCCUCAGUUCUCAGCAGCAAGUCUAUCACCCUUCUCCAUAUGGCGACCCACCUCCGCUUCACAGUCCACCGCUAUCCGAUCGCGGCCGGUCGCGACACGAGAUGCAUGAGCCGGUCCAUCGUCAUCAAAACUCGCUUCCCCCACUGUCUCCACCUGCCGGGCGCAUUCAUCCUCAUCAACGCAUGGGGCCCGGAACGUAUAUUAAUCGCGAAGAGCCGAUGCCUGAGAGAGAUUGGGACCGUGAGCGACGCGACGCACCAAUGGAUGCGCGAUCUCCAAACUCCGCAAACCGAUCCCGGGCUGAGUAUCCCGAUACCCAUCAAAACCGUCGUCGCGAGGAAGCAGGUUACUUUGGUGACCGACCUGCCUAUUCGCGCUCGGAUAGCCCCGGCUCUCGCUCAGGAUCUGGCUCGGGCGCAGCCGAGGGAGUUCCCUCUCGGCCAGAUUCCCGCACGCAGUUCUAUCCAGAAGCUGAGCGAGGACCUGCAAGUGGCGCACCCCGGACUUCAUUCAGAUUGCGGCCUGUCGGCGGAGAGGAGGUCGAUUUCGGAGCAGGGAACACACCGCCGCCUGCGGUAGAUUCGCGAAAGCGGAGCAGGAAUGAAAUGGACGUCGACAGUGAGGAGCCUUCGGUGGGCUAUCCAGAGACCAGAAGCUCGAAGCGCUUCCACCAAACUUGAGGGAUUCUUACAUAUCUACAGUAUCUAAUUGAUUCUCUUCACAUCUUGGAACGGACAUGUACUUUACCCUCGCCGUCGCUUGCUCAAAAUGUUUUCG